UACUCGGACGUUUCUAUUUGGCUACAAAGAAAACCAGGCUAUUUAUUUAUCAACCACUGCCAGCUUUUCCUCCUCAUUCCCCAAGAGUAAAAAAACUGAAUCCGAGCUGACUUCUAAAAACAAAACCCCAACCCAUACAUGAUCACUCUAACGACAGCCCCAUCUUUGGCCUCAUCCUCCCUUUCAACGCCAGACGUGGGAACAAACUCCGACAACGACUUGCAGCCGAGGACUCUCUCAGCGCUUCCUCACGAGGGAGCCUCAGUGCGGGGCUGGUUCCAGACAGGCCGCACAGGAGCAGCAGGAGAAGGGAAGGGGCGGAGCGGGAGGCGGACGGGGAGUUGGGUUUUCUGUUGGAGGGAGGAAGAUGGCGGGGCAGGCGCCCGCAGGAUGGAGCUGAGGGAGCCGACGGGGCUGGGAGAGUGAGCAGCUGAAGCAGGCUGCCCGUGGGAAGGCAGAGAGGAAGGAAGGAAGGGCGGGAAUUUCACCGUGGCGGCCUGUGGAGAGAGCGGCUCUUCGGACGGGAGGAGGAGGAGGAGGAGGAGGGCUGGGGUUGAAGGGAUAGCAGCAGCAGCAGCAGCAGCAGCAGCAGCAGCAGCAGGGCUAGUCCCGGGGCCCGGCUAGGGGUGGAGGCGGGAAAGCCAGAGGAUGAGGAGUCCGGCGCAGCGGCGCUGCUGCAGCCGGAGGAGCCGCCCGAGUCCUGCUCCACGCGGCUGGGCCGCUCGCUGCUAGUCAGUGCUGGAGGCGGCGGCUCAGGGCGGUCCGGGCCCCGCGGCCGAACAGCGGCUGCUGGAGGGAGAGCGCUUGCAGCCGAGGCUUCGGCCCGGGUGCGGGGCUAUGCCGUGGCUAAGUGGAGGGCGGAGGAGGAGGCGGCAGCAGCAACAGCAGCAGCAGCAGCAGCAGCAGGCGACGGCAGCAGCGGCGGUGGCCACUAUGGGACAAGGGACGGGACAGCCACCGGUCGUGUCCGCCGGCGGCGGCCCGCGGGCCCGGGAGAGCUCGGAAUUGCCUUUGCCCGCAGGCUGGGAGGAGGCGAGAGACUACGACGGGCGCGUCUUCUACAUCGACCACAACACUCGGCAAACUUCGUGGAUCGACCCCCGGGACAGGAUUACAAAGCCAUUAACAUUUGCUGACUGUGUUGGUGAUGAACUUCCUUUAGGAUGGGAAACUGUUUACGAUCAACAAAUUGGUGUUUAUUACAUGGACCAUAUAAAUCAACUGACCCAAAUUGAGGACCCAAGAGAGCAGUGGAGAAGAGAGCAGGAGCGCAUGUUAAAGGAAUAUUUAAUUGUUGCCCAGGAAGCACUUAAUGCCAAAAAGGAAAUUUACCAAAUUAAGCAGCAGCGUUUUGAACUAGCACAAGAAGAAUACCAGCAGUUGCAUAAAAUGUGUGAGGAUGACAGUCGCUCUUAUGCCAGUUCAUUCUCUGGAUUUUCAGCCAAUACCAAAUAUGACCCGUGUCAGAUUAAAGCAGAAAUAGCAAGUCGGCGUGAUAGACUUUCUAGAUUAAAGCGAGAAUUGACACAGAUUAAGCAAGAGCUACAGUACAAAGAGAAAGGAGUGGAGACGCUACAAGAGAUUGAUCGUAAAAUGUCAAAUGCCCAUAUGAAUUAUAAGUUGGACGAAGCUCAAGCAAUAAUGAAUGAGCUGCGGACUAUCAGGAAGGCUAUCUGUAUGGGUGAGAGAGAGAGGCAAGAUCUGAUGCAGAGCCUGGCCAAGCUGACAGAUGGAUUUAGGAAUAGCUGUUGUAUUACAGAAUCUCUGCAGGAUCUUCAGCAUAAUUCAAGGUCUCUCAGUGACUCCGGUUUACCUCAACAACACUGUGACGCUUGUUCUCAAACUGACAUCAUUGGCGAGUUUGGAUUUGAUGAUAAAACAAGACAAGCUGACAAAGUAAAGUUGAGUUGGCAGUAUGAAGAGGCCAAAAAGCAGGUAUUCAGUAUACAGCAACAAUUGGCUCUACAAGAUCAUGAAUCUUGGCCCGGAAUGGUGGAGGCUGACAGAGAUCAUCUUCAGCUCAUCAAAGAGAAAGAGGCACUCCUACAGGAACUACAGCUUAUCAGUCAGCAGCAGCGGUCACCAGAAGACAUUGCACGUUUGGAAGAAGAAAAAAGGCGUUUGGAGGAUGAGAUCCAACAGGCUCGGGCUACAUCCCCUCAUGGGGCUGCUGAAAGGAUACUGUUACAGGAAAAGAAGAAUUGUCUGCUUAUGCAGUUGGAAGAAGCAACUCGUUUAACUUCCUAUUUACACUCCCAGUUGAAAAGCUUGUCUGCCAGCACCCUGACAAUAUCCUCUGGUAGUAGUCGAGGGUCAUUGGCAUCCAGCCGUGGAUCAUUAGCAUCCAGCAGGGGCUCUCUUAGUUCUGUGAGCUUCACGGAUAUCUAUGGUGUUCCUCAAUAUGAGAAAUCAGACAGUGCUACAGACUAUGGGCAGCAUAUACGUUAUGAUGCCAUUCCAGUUGAUUCUCACUGUAAAGAUGUACAGUAUCUGGAUUGCAUUGGACCUUCUGCUAGCAGUAAACAAAGAAGAUCAUUAGAUACACCUCUGUCCCUGGCAUCUCUGUCAUCACGAUCUUCUCUAUCCUCAUUGUCUCCUCCAAGCUCUCCUCUGGACACUCCAUUUCUAUCUGCUUCUCGGGAUUCCCCAUUGGCUCAGAGAUCAGAAGGAUAUGAGGAAAUGAUGGUCACAGGUGCCUUAGAAGUACUUCGAGCUCAGGUCUCUAUUUUGGGUGAAGAUAAAGUACAAGAAACAGUGUCAUCAAAGGCCCUUGAAUAUUCCUCAGGCAGUGAAGGUCUGAGAGAGGCAGGACUACAGCUGACAAAUAUUCCAGCCUCUGGAGCUGUGACCCUACGUGAAGACAGUGCUAGAAGGUUGGAGAGGAGAGCCAGGCGAGUCUCAGCAUGUCUGUCCAAUUAUUCACUGGCUAGUGACAGUGGCGUGUUUGAAGCUUUAAGCAAAAGGAAUGAGGAGGUUGAAGAAUCAAUUUACAGUGAUGCUGUUAAUAAUGAAGAGCCUCAAAUGCAAGUUGGAUUUCUACAUGACAGUGGCAGUGAGUGUCUCCUGGUCCAUGUGUUACAACUAAAGUAUUUUACUGGGUUUGCUGUGAAAGAAGGCUGUAAAAUACAUGUGAGAAUAUACUUACCAUCACUUGAGUCAGGCACAUCAACUACUUACUGCUCACGAGCUUUGGAAUUCCAAACUCCCUUAAUAUUUAACGAAGUAUUUCAAAUCCCUGUACAUUCAAGUAUCUUGAAACUAAAAUCACUGCAGCUUUAUAUCUGUUCAGUUGGCGAGCACCAGCCAGAAGAAUUGUUGGGUAUUGCGCAAAUUAGCCUAGCUGAUUAUGAGAGUUCCAGUGAGAUGCAGCUUCACUGGUACCCUAUCCAGAUCUUCACUGGUUCAGAUCAGCAGCAGACAAAGGAAGAAUUUAAGUGUGAAGAAAGCACUUCUCUAUGUUCUGAAAAUAAGACAACAGUGAAAAUGGAUGCUGUGACUGCACUGUUAGCUAGGACCACAGCUCAGCUGGAAGCUGUGGAGAGAGAGCUGGCAGAGGAGAGAGUUAAAUUGGAGUAUACAGAAGAGGAAAUAGUAGAGAUGGAACAAAAGGAAGAUCAGCUAGAAGCUGUAUCUGAGAGGAGUUGGCAAGCAGAAUCAGUUGAUAGUGGAUGUAGUAAUUGUUUGCAGACCAGUCCUCAGCCAGAGGCCUGUUGUGGUGAAUCAUUACAUGGUCAUAUCUUUGCACCUAAGACAGAUCAGUAUACCUCUGGAAAAGUCCAUCUGCCAGCUCUCAAGGUGGACAAGGAGACCAAUACGGAAGAUCUCUUCCCAGAAGAAAUAGCUUUGCAGCAUAAAAACAGAACUGGCCGUCGAUCCCGAGGGUCUGCAUUUGUUCGCAGUAGCACUAUUGUUCGCUCUCAGACAUUCUCACCUGGUGCACGAAGUCAGUAUGUUUGCCGAUUGUAUCGUAGUGAUAGUGACAGUUCAACUCUGCCACGAAAGUCGCCCUUCAUCCGAAAUACUUUGGAAAGGCGUACGCUGCGUUAUAAGCAGUCAUGCAGAUCAUCUUUGGCUGACCUUAUGGAAAGAACAUCACUAGACCUGGAGCUGGAUCUCCAGGCAUCCAGAACAAGGCAGAGACAGCUGAACGAGGAGUUGUGUAUUCUAAGGGAAUUGCGACAACGCCUGGAGGAUGCCCAGCUUAGAGGGCAAACUGAUCUGCCUCACUGGGUCCUUUGGGACGAACGAUUCCGAAAUUUGUUGAAGGAAGCAGAGAGGCAGACAAGACAGACCAAGUUUGAACAUCGUCAGCAACAAGCAGCUGAAAAACUGCUUAAAAAAGCAUCCAAAGAAGUAUACCAGCUGCGUGGUCAAAAUCAGAAGGAGCCUAUACAGGUGCAGACCUUCCGGGAGAAGAUAGCAUUCUUUACAAGGCCAAGGAUCAACAUACCUCCUCUGCCAGCUGAUGAUGUAUGACAUGUUACUUUGUGAACAUGAAGUAUUUAUCUGCCUCUUUUUAUUUUAAAAUGAAGUUAUUAGACUAGUUAAGUUUAUUUUUAAAAUCCAUUGUGCAAAAGACUAUUAAUAUACACAUUUUGUAAAAAAACCCCAAAAACAUAUAUAAAUAUAUACAUAUGAAUAUAUAUAUAUAAAUAUAUACAUACAUAUACAUACAUACACGUGUGUGUGUGUGUGUGUGUAUAUAUAUAUAUAUAUAUAUAUAAAAUAUAUAAUAAUGACUGCAGCAAGGCUUGGUUUUUCCUUGUUGUGAAAUUGACAUCUCUGAAGACAACUUAUUUUAUAUUAAAAAGAAAAAUCAACUAUCCUGUUAGAGUGUGUACAAUUUUUAUGCUGUUUUAUUUGACUUUAAGGGCUGGAAGACAGAAACAAAGUGAGUUCAGGCAAAUUCACUGUAUUGUAAUUUAUUUAUAGUAACUAGUUUUCCUUGAAGGAAAAUAUUUACUUUAAGAUGUAUUUUAAAGACUGAAAAUUUGUUACUCAGUAUUUGUCAUACAGUAGAAUGGAACCAUUGAGCUGGUUUUGUUUCUGAUAGCUGAAAUGAAAAUACUAUGUUCUAAAUUUGUCACUUUUUAAUCAGCUUUACUAUCUGUAUCUUAAAAUAUAACAUGUAUUUUUGGCACUGUCUUGAUAUCAGAAUACCACCUGCAAUUUUUGUUUUUUUUAAAUAUCCAUUAAAAUGCGAUUAAAUGUUGCAGGGUGCAUCUGCAUGUUCUUACCGUGCACUAGUAGAUUGUUCUCAUUUUAGUUGUGUCAACUAUGUAUUUUAUAAUUUUUACUAGUUUUUCUGUUUAACGAGGGAAGGAAGGUGACAGGUCUCUAUUUAGCUAUUGUUUUAGGGAAGACGCUUGUAAGUUUGCCAUAUUAAUAACUAACAUAGUAUUUGAACAGUUUCACUCUGGUUCUAUUCGAGAAAUUGUCCCUGAUUCAAGAAAUCAUACCAGUUAUCACAGAACAAUUAGUUUCCUUAUAAGUCUUGCAUUCCAAACUUAAUUGCCUGACAUCCAUACUAAUGCUGAGCUAGUGCAAUGAACAAAGUUGUGCAUCCACAAGAAUGUGCUGUAGCUUUUCAGAAUACAAAUGCUCACAUUUGUGCAGUCUCUUGCGCUCUUGGCAAUCUUGCACAAGUGUUGUGUUUGCGCAACAAGGAUAGCAGAACAUGAUGCAGAUGUCUACUUCUACACCUUGUUAUGCAAACACAAUUUCCCAACUUAGUGCAACAGCCUUGUGUUAGUACAACAUGUGUUUAUGCGAGUGCAGCAUUAGUCUGGAUCUCAGCCAUUUUUCAGUUAACUCAGCUUUCUUAAAUUCUGUUUGAAAAACUAUAUUAUUAUUAUUAUUAUUAUUAUUAUUAUUAUUAUUAUUAUUAUUAAUUCGAUUUCUAUCCUGCUCUUCCAAAAAUGGCUCAGGGCGGUUUACACAGAGAAAUAAUAAAUAAAUAAGAUGGCUCCCUGUCCCCAAAGGGCUCACAUUCUAAAAAAGCCACAAGAUAGACACCAGCAACAGUCACUGGAGAUACUGUGCUGGGGGUCGAUAGGGCCAGUUACUCUCCCCCUGCUAAAUAAAGAGAAUCACCACUGUAAAAGGUGCCUCUUUGCCCAGUUAGCAGGGGAGAUAACCAUUUUGUAUCUGGUGCUUGAUCUUAGUGCCCAGUAAAGUGAGACACUUUUCUAGUAGAGUUGAUGCCAUGAAUUCAGCUGAUGCACUUCAAAUAGCAGGUUAUGUUUGAACUUAAACCCUCUUCAGUUUCUGAGCCUGUGGCAGAUAAUACCUAUAUAUUUUCAGUGUCCCCCCACCCACCCCCCAUCAUGAGCGAUGACUAUAAACCUUCCUUUCUUCUUCUUUUUAAUGAAAGCUGGGGCUUCUCAGAAUUCCACAUCUGCUGCUAUGCAACAUUCAACUAUGUGGAAUACUGUAACAGUCUUGCAAAUAUUCCUCAAAAUGCUUCUGCCCAGCCAGUGGCGCAUUUUUAUUUUUAUUUUUAAUUAUUAUGCUUUCAACAACUAUAUUUCUUUAUUUCUGCUUCUUUCCAUUGUUUUUAGUUUUAUGUCAUUCAGUUUGUCAAAUAAAACCAUUUUAAGUUGUAAUCCUAGCUGCUUUACUGCUGGCAGCCUCUUCCAGCCUUGUAUUAGGUGCACUUUUAAAGUACUUCUAUGUUCUAAUAAUGAAUCUCUUGUUGAAUAGUAUAUGCCUUGGCAAAGAACUGAGAUAGUUACACUGAAUGGAAUUAACUUUGAUCACAAUUGGUAAAAUGGAAGUACAUACUAAAACUAAAUAGCUAAACAUAAUCUUUGAAAUAGAUUUGUUCUUCAGUUUGGCUCUGUAGCUUUGUAAGUGAACAUUUACUUGGCGUUUAGGACAGCUUCAUAUAUUUUUGUUAUAGGUUGUUAAUAUUGGGCUGUCACCUUAAAUUCCCGAGAGUGCCACUUUUUGUGUCUUGCAAAUGUAUGAAAAUAUUGUUUCUUGUGCUAUAAUAUUCAGCUUCAGUUACCCAAAGAAUUAUGCCCUUCAGAAGAUGACCUUUUGGGAACAUCAACAAGAAAUCAACACAGUUUUUAUAUAGGACACUGUUGAGUCAAAUUUUGGUUUUCACUGAAAGCUAAUAAUGCCUUAGGAAAUGUCUGAUACCAAAUAAAGUUUUUAAGUUCAAAACAAGCCAACAUUCCUACAGUGUUCCUUUGGAAGUCGAGCAUUUUGUUAAGAUCAUGAUAUCCUAAUGAUUACAUUGUUUGUUUUCCAUAGUCUGUCCACUUUGACAUUGUAAUUAUAAACCAUAUAUAGUGAAAAUUAUUAAAAUCCAGAUUACUGACUAAAUCUGUUAACAUGAAACAUGGGUUGAUGUGCUAUUAGACUUGAAAUAGUAAUUCCAGAAUACAGAAAACAACUUGAUAGGAAGAAAUGGUUGGAACCGGGAUAGAAGUCUAGAGGAAGAACUGCGGGUUAUUGCUCCAGUAGUUAUAAAUAGUUAGGAGAAAUUUAAGUCAUUUGUUUACAUGUUAUUUAAAUAUCAGUAUUUUCCAACAGGUAUCAGGAAGUGGGUCUUGAGUUAUUACAUUCUUAUAUAGUCCAAUCCUUGAUUUGUUUUGGCUACAAUUCAGCAACUCCAGUGAAUUUGUAGAAUUUAAUAGUCAGACAGGACUUUCCCAUGUGUUCAAUGUGUAUAAUAAUUCUUACCACAUAUGCAGGGUGUAUACUUGGAGAAUGAGAGUUGUCAGCAUAAAUACCUAGCCAUGUAUUAUGAGAAAUUAGGAUCAGUUCCUAUCUGUGUAAGUUAAAUCUACAUGACAUAAGUGGACUGUGCUUCAUUUGGAAUAGAAAAUAUUUCCUGAUAAAUUAUGCUGCAUUGUAGUGGAAGCUACUGUGCAGUGUGCUCACUGUGUAUAGGAGCAAUAAGAUCCAGACUGUCAAAAUGAAUACAAUUUCAGUGUGUUAAAAAGUAAUAUACUCUUCAGUAUUCAUUUCUUGUUUGUCACAAUUUCUGAAUGAUUGUGUUGCAUAUUAUUUGAAAAGUAUUCUGUUAAAUAAAAAGGAACUUGGCAUAAA
Messenger RNA from Hemicordylus capensis (graceful crag lizard), 8061 nucleotides. RefSeq names its product WWC family member 3 (gene WWC3). The record is from RefSeq and is a predicted model, not a curated record. Gene Ontology annotation, cellular component: cytoplasm. The transcript is spliced from 23 exons. Gene Ontology annotation, biological process: negative regulation of organ growth; cell migration; regulation of hippo signaling. Gene Ontology annotation, molecular function: molecular adaptor activity; kinase binding. Lineage: Eukaryota; Metazoa; Chordata; Lepidosauria; Squamata; Cordylidae. Bases 838 to 4476 code for a protein of 1212 amino acids.